AUGUCUGAACAUGAGCGCCAACCGGAAGGGCGAUCUCCGGCUCAACCUGAUAUUCUCUCACAAGAGGACAUGGAAGAAAUUGACGCUGAUUUAUCGUCCGGUUUCCAGGGGAGGUCUUCGGACCCGCAGGUCACCCGAUACCGAGCAAUAGGAGCUCAACUUCAAAAGUGGAUAGAUGAUCCCAACGCCGAAGGCUGUACUGUUGCCGAAGCAACUCUAACAAUGCAGGAUCUGAUCGACAACGGAGACCCAGACAAUGACUGGGAGGUCGUCGAAAACACCUUCGUGAACUCUGUUGCUGACCUUCCAGAGGCAGCGCGUAUAAUGAUGGGACUCCCGACGUCGGACGAUGGUGCCCACUUCCGGCAUAUGCGUAUUAAGCGAAAAGACCUGGACUGUUAUGAGAUGACGACUGGAGAAGCCUUCAUUGCUUGUCAUUUGAUAUUUAGAUACAGUGGCCCCCAUUGCAAUGAGGUCACUAAUGCCUUGUACGAACAAGAUUUCCGCAUCGAAUCUUUGAGAAACGUUGCCUUCAUUCAGGUCGUCAAUCCGGAGACGGCACCACUUGUCACAGGUGUACUCUAUCCCAGGAGAGGCAUGAGAUUCGCAUACGGGGUAGCGGACCAAGAACCCCAGGUCUGGCUACAUGGUACUCCCGAGUAUCAGGAGAUACUCGGCACAGAAAUCGGCAAAACGGUAGCCUAUCUCGUCUUGUCUUGUUUCCAGAGAGGCACAAGGCCGAUCUCUCGGAUCAUAACUUGUAGUGACAGUGGUGACUCGCUGUGCAUGGUUUUCGAGAUUGGAUACACUGACUGA
Penicillium bovifimosum is the source of this 816-nucleotide messenger RNA. RefSeq lists its product as uncharacterized. The transcript has a single exon. Lineage: Eukaryota; Fungi; Ascomycota; Eurotiomycetes; Eurotiales; Aspergillaceae. The record is from RefSeq and is a predicted model, not a curated record. Bases 1 to 816 code for a protein of 271 amino acids.